AUGGCUCCUCCACCGCGCUUGCGCAUUUUAUCAGUCGGCAGCAAUGCUAUCUCGGCUUUCCUCUCCUGGAGACUGCAGGCAACCACUUCGUGCGAUGUGACUCUGGUCUGGAAAUCAGGAUAUGAAGCAGUGUCCCAGUACGGAGUGUCAUUCAAGUCGAAAGCUUUCGGCAAUGAACGAUUCAAGCCUCGCCAUGUCGUUCGUGCUCCGGAAGACGCCGCCUCGCGAGAAAACGCCUACGACUACGUUAUACUCUGUGUGAAGGCUUUGCCCGACGUUUACGACCUUGCAGCCGUCAUCGAGUCUGUCGUCACCCCUCAACACACAUGCAUUCUCGUAAACACAACGAAUACUAUCGGUGUCGAGUCACACCUGGAACAGCGCUUCCCUACCAACGUCGUCCUCUCACUCGUCUCCGGGGUCGAGAUCUCUCAAAUCGGUGCUAGCGAAUUUGAGCAUCUGAACUCAUCGGAGAUUUGGGUCGGUGCGACAAAUAAGAAGUCCAACAUCCCCUCCUCCAUCCAAAACGAUAUGGCUGCGGCUCUGGCGAUGACGCUCGGCUCCGGCCAGGUUGACUGCAAAGUCUCCCCCAAUAUUAGACAGGAACAGUUUGAGCGCAUGAUCGGGCCAAUUGCAUUUUACCCCUCUAGUGUAAUGUUUGAAACUUCCAACCACUCCCAGCUGCUCGAGAAAGUUGGCGUUCGUCAGCUUGUGACGGAUAUCAUCGAGGAGCUUAUGGAACUGGCCAAAGCCAACGGCUGUUCCUUCCCCGACGAUUUCGCUCAAAAGACGAUCGAGAAGAUGACCGCCAGCGGAGCGCCCAGUUCAAUGUAUCAGGAUUUCCAGGCCCGGCGUCCGAUGGAGAUCGAAACCUACCUGGGGUCGCCUAUCAAACUGGCCGCGGAAUCUGGUGUCCGGGUUCCUCGAAUUGAGACCCUCUACGCCGUACUCCAUCAUGUCAACACGACGAACCUGAACAAACCGCGUACGAACGAAUCGCCACCUCCGACGCUGGCGAACCCGCCUCCGCGAAUGUCUUCAGCCCCUCCGCGGGGUCCUCCGAUGAACGGCCCCAUGCGUCCAGGACCUGCUGGUAGAACCAGUUCCGGAAUGGCGAUGCCUCCCCGGCGUGGCCCUCCGAUGCCCGGAAUGGCCCGACCCCCAAGCGCUCAGCCUGCGUCGGCGAGAAUCCCUCGUGAGCCAUCCUUAGAAGGAUUGGAAGAGUUCAGUCAUCUGGUGCUCUACGACGAUGCUCCCGACGCGGUGAUGCCUCAAAAUGGCGCCAACGGCGUCCAUGAUAUGCCCCCAGGUCCACCUGCGGCGGCCGAUUUGGCCUUGAGGGAGCGGGAACUGGCUCUCCGUCAACGUGAGUUACAGAUUCGUGAGCAAGAAAUGGGCAUGCGGCGCGGUCCUCCUCGCAGGGGUCCGCCGCCUCGUGCGGCGUUCGAUGAAGAGGAUGAAGACGAUUUCUUCGACCCGAUGGAAAGCAUGCCGGUCCCACACAUUGACCCCGAUAGCGUGGAUAUGAUGAGCAUCACAUCACGACGGGCGAAAAAAGCCCCGAGUGCGAGUCAAUUCCGCAAAAACCCCGAGAUCCAUAUCAAUGGCAAUGGUGGAAGCAGACCCGGAUCGGCCUUCAGUCGAUACUUCGGGGGAAGGAAACGGGCGAGUGAUCGCAUCAUGCAGGAGAUCCCCGGCCUUCACGACUCCCUCAUGGACAACCCUAUGAUGGCGUACUCGUCCAACCGGUACGGUGCAGUCGAUCGCAACCAGAUGCACGCCGGCUCCCGUGCCAACUCACUGACGGCCAGCCGAAUGGGCGACUUCCCGCCGCACCCAUAUCCGCAGAGCAGAAGAAAUAGCCAAUCUCCCGCGACUCCUUUCGGUCCCCCAGGCCCGCGUAUGGGUCGACCGGCCAAUCCCCAAGACCCUAGUCUUGGACCCCCGAAUGGUCCUCCGAGCGGCCAUCCAUCCCCCCCGGGACAAAUGCGAGCACCCGUUCCCCGAUACCCUCCGGGGCAAGGUAAUGCGGUAGGUCCGCAGCAAGUUGAACAACAAUAUGGGGUGAGCAACUCGUUUUCCGCCAAGGGCACUCCGAAGCAUAGAAGUCUGACUGGAAGUGCGAGCGCCAGCGCGGAGAGUGGUGAUAGCGGAGCUAGUGCCAACCUUGAGUCCGAAACCUCGGCCCAUAGCAGUCAGAUUAGCUUGGGCGCCCAGCAAGCUGCGAUGCCUGUGCGCUAA
Molecule: messenger RNA, 2241 nt
Organism: Aspergillus terreus NIH2624
Lineage: Eukaryota; Fungi; Ascomycota; Eurotiomycetes; Eurotiales; Aspergillaceae
Product: ketopantoate reductase family protein
Exons: 5
Coding region: 1-2241 (746 amino acids)
Cellular component (GO): cytoplasm
Molecular function (GO): oxidoreductase activity
Source: RefSeq, a predicted model, not a curated record